Molecule: messenger RNA, 1914 nt
Organism: Phasianus colchicus (ring-necked pheasant)
Lineage: Eukaryota; Metazoa; Chordata; Aves; Galliformes; Phasianidae
Gene: NR0B1
Product: nuclear receptor subfamily 0 group B member 1
Biological process (GO): spermatogenesis; adrenal gland development; male gonad development
Cellular component (GO): nucleus; cytoplasm
Molecular function (GO): transcription factor binding; transcription corepressor activity
Source: RefSeq, a predicted model, not a curated record
UGUAGGGAGUAUUACACUCUGCUACAACCACUUCUUCAUAGACAGUCAGUUGAGAAAGUGAAUGUGCUUUUCAUUCUAGAGCAGUAUCAAAUUUGGACAAUCACUAUUCUUCUGUCCCAGCUGGGUAAAUAUGAAGGCCUGCUAUGGUAGUUUCCUCAUUUUGGAGUCCAUAUGCAACCAUGACAAGAUGGGUCUCAGAAAAGUGGAGAUGGAAGUUGAAGGAAAUGUUUUAGGCAAAUGGGUGGAACAUAUCUAUCAUGAGAUCAGAAGGAUGGGCCACGUACUGGAGAGCAGAGGAAGGGAAUGCUGCACGGGGGACAGCUUUAUGGGUGAUCCACAUCGUUUCACUCACAGGACUGAACAGAGGUGCCAGCCUCAGGGCACGCUGAAAAGCCCCACCAGUACCCCCAGCCCCAUUCCUUGGCUGGGCAGGAGCACCUCUCCCUUCCUCACAGCAGUGCUGAGCUGAUAAUUAAUCCCGUGAGGCAGUAUAGCCACUCGCAAGAACCCUCUGAACCCAGAGCACCAGUGCCCCAAUCUCCCCGCCCCAAACCCCGGGGCAGCCGGGCGCCAUUUCGUGUCGGGCGGGACGCGCUGCCUCCUGUCAGUCGGAGUCGUCCGUGUCAGGAAAGGAGGAGGAGGGCUUUCUCUUUUUAUUAUUCCCCUCCUCUUUCUCUUUUCCAGCCAGUGAAGAGUGUCUGCCCCCUCUGAACCGCACACUGACACGCAGGCAGACGCGCUCGGCCGCCGGCUAUAAAUAAGUUAAGAGGCGGGCAGAGGACGAGCAGUGCUCGUCUCCCGGCGGGCCGGGCCGGGCGGCUGGGUGUCCCCAUGGCGUGCCUGGAGCGCUGCCACUGCUGCGCGGACGGCCGGCGGCACGGCAGCAUCCUCUACAGCAUCCUCAAGAGCCACGAGCAGGCGGCCGAGGGGCCGGGGCCGCGGCGGGGACAGGCGGGGCGCGGCUGCUCGUGCGGCUCGCAGAGGCGGGUGGCCCUGAAGAGCCCGCAGGUUGCCUGCAAGGCGGCCUCGGCUGUGCUGGUGAAGACGCUGCGCUUCGUACAGAACGUGCCCUGCUUCCAGGAGCUGCCCCUGGACGAGCAGCUGGUGCUGGUCCGCAGCUGCUGGGCGCCUCUGCUCGUGCUGGGGCUGGCGCAGGAGCGGGUGCACCUGGAGACGGUGGAGAGCGCGGAGCCCAGCAUGCUGCAGCGGAUCCUCACCACCCGGCGGCACGGCGAGCACGCCCCGGCACCCGGCCGGCAGCACCCGCCCUCGGCCGGCGAGAUCCAGGCCAUCAAGGGCUUCCUGGCUAAGUGCUGGAGCCUGGACAUCAGCACCAAGGAGUACGCCUACCUCAAGGGGACGGUGCUCUUCAACCCGGAUCUACCUGGCCUGCAGUGCACACAGUACAUUGAAGGACUGCAGAGGGAAGCACAAGAAGCUCUAAAUGAACAUGUCAGACUCAUUCACAGAGGUGACCAAGCCAGAUUUGCCAAGCUGAAUGUUGUUCUAUCCUUGUUACGAUCUAUUAAUGCUAAUGCGAUUGCUGAACUGUUCUUCAGGCCCAUCAUUGGAUCAGUGAACAUGGAUGACAUGCUUUUGGAAAUGCUUUGUGCAAAAUUAUAAAGGUGUGUAAAGUAAUGAAAAUAAAUCCAGUGCAGAGGAACUCUUAAGAGCAGAAUAGUGUAAAGUACUGUAAAUAAACUAACUUAUUGUUUUUACAUAGAUAGUAUUUUUGUAUUCAAUAAUAAAAUAGUCUUUUAAGUUCUGGAAUUUUUAUUAAACGCGGUGUUUUUGCAUUAAGAUUAUUAAAUUCAUCAGAAUAAGAUUUUAUGUUGUGAAGAAUGUUCGUAUCCAAAGUCAACUGGCUAUUCUUUUACCAUGUCUAUGAAUAAAGAUCAUACAUACUACAUUGUA